Messenger RNA from Botrytis byssoidea, 2037 nucleotides. RefSeq lists its product as uncharacterized. The coding region runs from base 1 to 2037 and encodes 678 amino acids. The record is from RefSeq and is a predicted model, not a curated record. The transcript is spliced from 2 exons. NCBI's taxonomy places the organism in Eukaryota, Fungi, Ascomycota, Leotiomycetes, Helotiales, Sclerotiniaceae. Gene Ontology annotation, molecular function: oxidoreductase activity, acting on CH-OH group of donors; flavin adenine dinucleotide binding.
AUGGUUUCCAUUCGCGCUUUGAGCCUUUUGGCUUUGAGCUCUUCAUCUGUAUUGGCAUCAAAUCCCAAACAGGCACGAUACUGGUCUCGAAAUGACGCUCGGGCUAAAGUCACAGAAGAUACACCGAGCGAAGUUGACUACAUUGUUGUUGGCAGUGGUCCAGGUGGUGGACCUCUCGCAUCUCGUCUUGCUCUGGCCGGAUAUGAAGUGCUGUUGAUCGAUGCUGGAGAUGACCAAGGAGAUCAGAUCCUCGCUGAAAUGCCUCUCUUUCAAUUCGCAUCGACUGAGAUUGAGGAACAGCGAUGGAAUUUCUUCGUCCAUCAUUACUCUGAUCUCGAACGUCAAAAGAAGGAUACGAAAAUGACCUAUCAAAGUACUGAUGGAGACUACUACGUCGGAUUAGAUCCCCCAGCGGACGCAGAACCACUUGGAGUCUGGUAUCCUCGAGCUGGAACUCUUGGUGGCUGCUCGAACCAUAACGCUAUGAUUUCAAUCUACCCACACGAGAGCGAUUGGCAAUACAUUGUUGACAUUACUGGUGACGAUUCUUGGGCUCCUGACAAUAUGCGAACAUAUUUUGAAAAGAUGGAGCAUUGCGAUUAUCUCCCAGAAGACACUCCUGGACAUGGCUUUGACGGAUGGCUACAUACAAGUGCCACCAAUCAAACUAUGAUUGUUCAAGAUGACAAGAUUAAUUCGAUCGUUAUCUCUGCCGCUGAUGCUUUCGCAGUAAACGCAUCUGACUCGAUUCUUGCGACUGCUCAGGGCUUCAACCAGGUCGUCUCUCUGGAUCCUAAUAAUCUAUUACCUACACGAGACAACGACACUGGAUUGUACCAGAUUCCAAUCGCUGUUGAUGGAAGAACAAGAAAUGGAGCUAGAAAUUUCAUUCUCGAAACAGUGAAUGCAGUCAAUACUGACGGAUCCAAGAAGUACAAGUUGAAUCUUAAGCUCAACACAUUCGUCACAAAGAUUCGGUUCUCCAACGAUACCACACCUCGCGCACUCGGAGUCGACUUCUUGGAGGGCAAAAGCCUGUACAGAGCUGAUCCCAGAGCUGGAAAGAAUGGAACUCAAGGUAUUUCCGGCAGCGUCAACGCGAGAAAGGAGGUUAUCAUUUCUGGCGGAACAUACAACAGUCCUCAGCUCCUCAAGCUCAGCGGUGUCGGACCCAGAGCUGAACUCGAAUCAUUCAACAUCCCAGUGCUAGUUGAUCUUCCCGGUGUCGGUACCAACAUGCAAGAUCGCUACGAAACGACCCUCAUCUCUGAAUCCGACGUUUCAUUCUCCAUCGCUGAGGGCUGUACCUUCCUCACCACCGCCGACGAUCCCUGUUUAACGCAAUGGCAAAACGACACUGCAGAUGCAGGACUCUACGCUACACCCGGCCUCCCUCUCGCCAUGAUUAUGCGAUCCAGCACCGCAGAACAAGAUCCCGAUCUCCUGAUUUCCGGCGCUCCCGCUAAUUUCCACGGCUAUUAUCCAGGCUAUUCCGGUCCUGCUCUCGGUGAUGCUCUGCACUGGAGUUGGAUUACGCUCAAGGCUCACGCGCGCAAUACCGCAGGGACAGUCACCCUUCGAUCAGCAGAUCCGCUCGAUACACCAUUGAUCCAGAUGCACUAUUUCGACGAAGGAACAUCGACUGAUAAUGCGUGGCAAAAAGAUCUCCAGGCAAUGUAUGAGGGCAUGUCACUUUCUCGCAAGAUAAUGAACAGUGUUGUUCCCCUCGACGGGUCGUUCAACGAAUCAUGGCCUGGAGCAGAUGUUUCCACGGAAGAGGAACUCAAGGAAUUCAUCCAGGAUGAAGCUUGGGGUCAUCACAUUUCGUGCACGAAUCCUAUCGGUGCUGAUGAUGAUGAGAUGGCGGUUUUGGACAGCAGUUUUAGGGUUCGGGGAACGAGUGGUUUGAGAGUAGUUGAUGCGAGUGUUUUCCCCAAGAUCCCAGGGUUCUAUAUCGCGGUGCCGAUUUAUAUGGUUAGUGAGAAGGCGGCGGCGGUUAUCAUUGAGCAGGAUGCAGCGGGAACCAGUUAUAGGUAG